Molecule: messenger RNA, 720 nt
Organism: Malassezia globosa CBS 7966
Lineage: Eukaryota; Fungi; Basidiomycota; Malasseziomycetes; Malasseziales; Malasseziaceae
Exons: 2
Coding region: 1-720 (239 amino acids)
Source: RefSeq, a predicted model, not a curated record
AUGGGCAAGCGACUUCGAAGGCGUUCGUCCAAGAAGGCGCGGGCACAGACAGACGCCGAUGUUGAUGGAGCUGGCAGUACCGCUCCUCAGAAAGAUGAAUUGGAUCAUGCGAGCAAGCACGAUAGUGGUGAAUAUGAACAUCAAGAAUCUGUGAACGACGAGGUCGUGCAUACAACUUCUGCGCACGAAGCGAGUACCGAGUCAGAACCUGCGCUAGAACAAGUGCAUCACAACGAUGCAGAUCAUGAGCCUGAUGUAGCGGUCGCUGGCGAUAUGAAAAAGAAGCGCAAACGCUCGCGCAAACGCAAACGUUCGAAUGUGCCGCAUCCCGGGCCAGACACAGAGUUCAUCGAGGACCUUAGCGAUUCUGCAAAGAAAGCGAUAGCCUAUACCCAACAAUAUCUCUGCGAUAAGGAAGCGUGGAAGUUUUCAAAACAGCGGCAAAAUUGGCUUUUGCGCCAUGUUUUGUGGUCGCCCCGCAUUUAUGAACUCGGUCGUCAGCUCACUGAAGUCCCACAAGAGGAGAUUGAUGAACAGGAAAAGCUCCUUAUACCUCCUUCGCUUCCUCUACCAGACAAUGGCUCGUGGAUCGCUGAUGAGUACGUGUCUGUUGUAGCCUUCUACCUCGCAAGUAUGAUGGGUCUCGCCAAACAGGUACCGAAUGUUGCAUGCGUUGGAAUCUGCGACAAAUCCUCCUUUGGCCCCAACAACAACAUCUGA